AUGUUGAAUCGGCACGGUACUCGUCUUGAUAUUGGCACGCCUGAAGAUGUUGCCGAAUUAGACGCUGUGGAAGCCAUGCACCGCGGUAGUGGUGUUGGACAGGUAGAUGAUGCCAUGUACGAUUUCCAACACCGGCAUUCACAACAACAACAACAACAACAUUACACAUUCUGGCCACAACAACAACAACAACAUUCACAAUCACAUGAGAUGCCAGUGGGUUUACGGGGUGCUAUCAGAAGAAGUAUGACAACCGGCUCAAAUGCGAGUAGUAACAGCGAUACGCCACAACCCCAUUGA
Messenger RNA from Trypanosoma theileri, 300 nucleotides. RefSeq lists its product as uncharacterized. Lineage: Eukaryota; Euglenozoa; Kinetoplastea; Trypanosomatida; Trypanosomatidae. The record is from RefSeq and is a predicted model, not a curated record. The coding region runs from base 1 to 300 and encodes 99 amino acids. The transcript has a single exon.